AAAUUAUUAAUAUAAAUUAUCGCAUUUAAACAUGGAAAUCACGUUGGCGGUAAUCAAACCACACGUGCUGAGGAAUACUUAUGCAUUCCAACAAGUAAAACAGCUCAUCAAACAGAACUUUAACGUGCUUCAGGCCAAGGAGGUGCGUAUUACGAAAGAGCUGUCGGAACAAUUUUAUGCGGAGCACCAAGGCAAGUUCUUUUACCAUCGGCUGACCAGUUUUAUGAACAGCGGACCCUGCUACGCGCUCAUCUUGCAAUCGGAGGCCUGCAUACAAAAGUGGCGUUCCCUGAUGGGCCCCACAAAAGUAUUCCGGGCGGUCUACAGUGAGCCUCAAUGCAUACGUGCGCUCUAUGGACUAUCGGAUACUCGAAAUGCUUGUCAUGGAUCGGACAGCGAGGCAUCGGCACUACGCGAGAUUGCCAUCCUGUUUCCUGAAUUUCAAGUUAAAAGCACCGCCAAAACCCAAGUGAAGCAAUAAUAGGCUUUAUAUGGCAGACAAAAUUUUAUGUAUUUGUCCCGAAUCUUGUGAUAUUUAAAUUAAGUACAACUAUCAGUAAUGCCAGA
Scaptodrosophila lebanonensis is the source of this 567-nucleotide messenger RNA. RefSeq names its product nucleoside diphosphate kinase 6 (gene nmdyn-D6). The record is from RefSeq and is a predicted model, not a curated record. Gene Ontology annotation, molecular function: nucleoside diphosphate kinase activity. The transcript is spliced from 2 exons. The coding region runs from base 32 to 481 and encodes 149 amino acids. Gene Ontology annotation, biological process: UTP biosynthetic process; negative regulation of oxidative stress-induced intrinsic apoptotic signaling pathway; GTP biosynthetic process. Lineage: Eukaryota; Metazoa; Arthropoda; Insecta; Diptera; Drosophilidae.